AUGGGACUCAUGGACAAACUCAAGACUCAGCUUGACUUGUGGAAGCUCGAUAAAUAUACCAAGCGUCGUAAUGUAGCCAUGCCUGAGUUCGAGCCUAAAGAUCGAGAUUUUUAUCGGCAUUACUAUCAAGAUGGCGUAUACCUGCAUCAACACCAAAAACCUGCAGCUGGAGUGGAAAAAGUCCAUAGAAAGUCAACCAUAAUGAAGAGAAAAAGUGCUCCAAUGAUACGGUGUUCAGAAACCUACAAUUACUCUUAA
Messenger RNA from Lichtheimia ornata, 258 nucleotides. RefSeq lists its product as uncharacterized. The coding region runs from base 1 to 258 and encodes 85 amino acids. NCBI's taxonomy places the organism in Eukaryota, Fungi, Mucoromycota, Mucoromycetes, Mucorales, Lichtheimiaceae. The record is from RefSeq and is a predicted model, not a curated record. The transcript is spliced from 2 exons.